AUGGUUAACUUACCUCUUCUUUUAGCUUUACAAGAAACUAAUAGAGAAAUUGAAGGAGGUCUUUUUGAUUUUAAUGCAACACUUCCAUUAAUGGCAUUACAAUUUUUAGCUUUAACGGUGAUAUUGAAUCUUCUUUUUUAUAAGCCGGUUAGUAAUGUGUUAGAUGAUAGAGAUGAAUAUAUUCGUAAUAGUCUUACAAUGGCUUCUACUUCUUUAAUUAAAGCCAAUGAAUUAACUCAAAAAUAUGAGCAAGAAUUAGCGGAAUCGAGGAAGCAAGCUCAAGAUAUUAUUAAAAAAUCUCAGCAAGAAGCUCAACAAAUUGUAUCAAUUAAAAUUAAAGAGGCUCAACAAGAUGCAGAGAAAUUAGUUUUUGAAGCAUCUCAACAAUUGAAUAUACAGAAAGAACAAGCAUUAAAAACUUUAGAAGAUCAAGUAGAUGCUUUAAGUGAUCAAAUUAAACUUAAGUUAUUAAAUGGUAAUUUAUUAUAA
This is a messenger RNA of Chondrus crispus (carragheen), 489 nucleotides long. Lineage: Eukaryota; Rhodophyta; Florideophyceae; Gigartinales; Gigartinaceae. The record is from the annotation of a RefSeq genome assembly.